Messenger RNA from Girardinichthys multiradiatus, 2287 nucleotides. It is a transcript of the gene eef1a1a, whose product is annotated as eukaryotic translation elongation factor 1 alpha 1a. Gene Ontology annotation, biological process: translation; translational elongation. The coding region runs from base 192 to 1580 and encodes 462 amino acids. Gene Ontology annotation, molecular function: translation elongation factor activity; GTPase activity; GTP binding. Lineage: Eukaryota; Metazoa; Chordata; Actinopteri; Cyprinodontiformes; Goodeidae. The transcript is spliced from 8 exons. The record is from RefSeq and is a predicted model, not a curated record.
GGUUUACGGGCAGUUUUCCUCGUUGGGAUGCUGAGCAGCGGUUUUGGUGCGCAGUUACGCAACACCCCCGCCUGUCCUGAGCUAUAAACGGAUCAGCGUCUCUCCGCAGCCUCUCCGCUCCUGCAGCCAACCUGACACCGGCCAGCUCUCAGCUUUAGCAGACUAGUGACUUCUGUCCUACUGUGGUCAUCAUGGGAAAGGAAAAGCUCCACAUCAACAUCGUUGUGAUUGGCCAUGUGGACUCUGGCAAGUCCACCACUACAGGGCACCUGAUCUACAAGUGUGGUGGCAUUGACAAGAGAACUAUUGAAAAGUUUGAGAAGGAAGCUGCUGAGAUGGGAAAGGGUUCAUUUAAGUACGCCUGGGUGCUUGACAAGCUGAAGGCAGAGAGGGAGCGUGGCAUUACGAUCGAUAUCUCACUUUGGAAGUUUGAGACCAGCAAGUACUAUGUUACCAUCAUAGAUGCUCCAGGCCAUAGGGAUUUCAUCAAGAACAUGAUCACUGGUACCUCACAGGCAGACUGUGCAGUACUCAUUGUAGCAGCAGGUGUGGGAGAAUUCGAGGCCGGCAUUUCCAAGAAUGGACAAACGCGGGAGCAUGCUCUCCUGGCGUACACACUCGGAGUGAAGCAGCUCAUUGUGGGCAUCAACAAGAUGGACUCAACCGAGCCUAACUACAGCCAAAAGCGAUACGAGGAGAUUGUGAAGGAAGUGAGCACCUACAUCAAGAAAAUUGGCUACAAUCCAGACACUGUCGCCUUUGUGCCCAUCUCUGGUUGGAAUGGCGACAACAUGCUUGAACCAAGCCCAAAUAUGACAUGGUUUAAGGGGUGGAAGAUUAACAGGAAGGAUGGCAAUGCAUCGGGAACCACACUUCUGGAGGCUCUAGACGCCAUCCAGCCACCGACCCGUCCAACGGACAAACCUCUGCGUCUCCCCUUGCAGGAUGUCUACAAAAUUGGAGGUAUUGGAACUGUGCCUGUGGGUCGAGUGGAAACAGGAGUACUAAAGCCUGGUAUGGUUGUGACGUUUGCACCUGUUAAUGUGACCACUGAGGUGAAGUCUGUGGAGAUGCACCAUGAGGCACUGACAGAGGCCCUCCCAGGUGACAAUGUUGGCUUUAACGUCAAGAAUGUGUCAGUGAAGGACAUUCGACGUGGCAACGUAGCUGGGGAUAGCAAGAACGACCCCCCUCAGGAAGCUGCAAACUUCACUGCUCAGGUGAUCAUCCUCAACCAUCCUGGACAGAUCAGUGCUGGUUAUGCUCCUGUGCUGGACUGCCACACUGCUCAUAUUGCCUGCAAGUUUGCAGAACUUAAGGAGAAGAUUGAUCGCCGCUCCGGCAAGAAGCUGGAGGACAACCCCAAAUCUCUCAAAUCUGGGGAUGCUGCCAUCGUUGAUAUGAUUCCUGGCAAGCCAAUGUGUGUUGAGAGCUUCUCUGAGUAUCCUCCAUUGGGUCGUUUUGCAGUGCGCGACAUGCGUCAGACUGUGGCUGUAGGAGUGAUAAAGGGAGUGGAGAAGAAAGUGUCUACCACUGGUAAAAUCACCAAGUCUGCUCAGAAGGCCCAGAGGAACAAAUGAAUGUUGUGCUGCUCUGCCGACCAAAAGGUCUACCAAGGCAGGACAUCCCUCAUCCAACUCCAUCUUAUGAUUGGCCACUUCAAUUUAAUAAUCAAAGACUGGCUAAUCAUCACAAUGCAUCGCAAAAGCAUUCGAAGGAAAGAAAAAUGUUCAUUCUUUAAUCCAUGUUGCUGUACUCUCGACAUCGCUGUACAUCUCAGCGGUUAGACUACCAUCCUGUAACAUGCGAUGACAAGAAGUUGAACAUAAAAACCAAAAUGGUAUUAAAUGUAAGCUGUUGGUUUGGAUCAUGGUAAUACCUCUGUGACACUGAACAAAUAGAAAUACACUGUAAAUCUUACCGUCCCUCUAGCUGUCUGGAGUGCUGGGCCUGGGUCUCUUUACAUGUUGUUGUGCUUUUAGUGUGUGCACCUACAUGCUGCUCUAUAACAACCAAUGGCAAGACUAAAACGUGUUAGCUAAAACUGUUCUUCUCAGUAGUGUGUUAGUGGAACAUCUGUUCUAUUUAAGCUUUAAAUGCCACUUCUAAAAUGGUUUAAAUUUGUCCUUGUGGAGGGAUUCAAAGAAACCUCUCUUGACUCUUAAAGCACUUUGGCAGUUUGCUAACUCUGCACUUGUACUGCAGAAUACUGAAUUGUCAUAAGCUACUGCACCUUAUUGUGAGAUGGCAUGAGCCUCUUUGCAACAUUAAACAUCUUUCAACCAAA